AUUGAAACUAUGCAAAAAAUUAUCCCCCUAUUAUUGAUUUGUUUCUUUCUUUAUAUUGAAAGAAUCUAUGCUUCUAGUCGUGCUAUAAAUCAUUAUUUUCCCAAAGUAAUAUUUAUUUCUCUCGAUGGAUUUCGUUAUGAUUACUUUGAUAUGGCUGAGGAAAGAAGUGUAAACAUGUCAGCAUUUGAAAAGAUUAAAAGUCAAGGAGUUUACAUAAGACGUAUACAAAAUGAAUUCCCUACUUUAACAUUCCCAUCACAUUUUUCAAUGGUAACAGGCAUGCACCCUGAAAGUCAUGGAAUAGUAGAUAAUGUGUUUUAUGAUCCAUCUAUUAAUGCAACAUUUUCAUCAAGAAAUCAGUCUACAGCAUUAGAUUCUAGAUUCUAUGAUGUUGGAGCUGAACCGAUUUGGGUAACGAACCAGUUUCAUGGUCAUAAAAGUGGAGUGACUUUCUGGAUUGGAAGUGAGGCGAAAAUCAAAGGUCAGAGACCAACUCAUUAUCUAGCACCCUACAAUGAGAACAUUACAUUCAAUCAGCGAAUUGAUAUUUUGAUGGGUUGGUUUGAACAUGAAAAUAUUAACCUCGGUCUUAUGUAUUAUCAUCAACCUGAUAGAGCAGGACAUAUUUAUGGAGCGGCAAGUGACGAGGUUUUCAAAGCUAUUGAGGAGAUAAACCAUGGACUAGAUUAUCUCUUGACAUCGAUUGAAAACCGACCAUCACUUAGUUGCUGCCUCAAUCUCAUUUUAUCAAGUGAUCAUGGAAUGACGAACGUCAGUUCAGACAGAGUUAUAUAUCUUCAUGAUUACAUAGACCCGAAUGAGUAUACAUCUGCUCCUAAGAAGUCAGCGGAAAUCUGGACACUUUGGCCAAGACAAGGACAUACUGCGCAAUCAUUAUACGACAAAUUGAAAGACAAGCACUUCAGAUUAAAUGUCUAUUUGAAGGAGGAACUACCAACACGUUUAUUUUAUGAUUCAAGUGAUCGAGUUGGUCCUGUUGUUGUAUAUGCAGACAUUGGAUGGACGAUUAUUGCUGAUAGAAGUUCUGGGGUAACAUUGAAAAAUAAAGGUUCUCAUGGUUAUGAUCCAGAUUACAAAGAUAUGUCUCCAUUUCUAAUGGCAAUGGGACCUCAUAUAUCUAAAAAUCAAACAACAGAAUUAGAAGAAACAGUCAGACUGAUUGAUAUUUACUCACUGAUUUGUCUUAUACUUAAGUUGAAACCUGCUCCUAAUAAUGGCAGUGUUUGUCGAGUUGCCCCAUUGGUAAUUCAUAAAAAUAUUGCCAAUGUCAACAGAUCACCUACUAUAUUCAUUAUGAAAUUUGUUAUUCUAACUAUUUUCAUGUCAUACAAUGGAUUUAAUAAUUGA
Schistosoma bovis is the source of this 1368-nucleotide messenger RNA. The record is from the annotation of a GenBank genome assembly. Lineage: Eukaryota; Metazoa; Platyhelminthes; Trematoda; Strigeidida; Schistosomatidae.